GUGUCCUUUGGGGAAGAGGAAUCAGGGGCAACAUCAAAGUCUUGAGAUGUUUUUUCGGAAACGCAACUCGAACUGUGCCAAGCAAAGAUGAAGGGAAUGUUGGGGCCUCAUGCCCAAUCUUCUAACCCUAACGGAAGCUUAAAGUACAAGCUCUAAGCAAUGAUGAGUACGAUAUGCCAUUUCCCAAAGGAAUUACCCGCAAUAUCUCACUGAUCUCCGAAGAGCAGGCACCGCAUCCUCACAGUACAUGUAGCAAUCUCUGUGAACCACUAAUCUCAGAAAGCUUCAAGAAGUGUCUCUACAUGUGAUAUUCCUGCGCAGUUUUCCUGUGUAUGUCUUUGUUCUCGUGGAGGGAGCCUGGACUGGAUUGUGGCAUGUGGUGGGGUUUGGGGAAGGAAGAAGUCACAGCAAGUUAGUGAGAGCUGGGGUUGUGGUUGGAUGUCGGAAGGUGUGUGAUAUAAGAUUGACUGCGCGUCUGGAAGGAGGGCGGAAGAGAAUCUGUGGAGUUGAGUCAACCUGAAGUGGCAACUCGUGAAGAACCAGUAUCUGGUGAUUGGUAAGGUAAAGUUGAGAGUUUAAAGAGUGGGGAUCGUGACGUGUGAGCGAGGAGUGUACGUAGCUGUGAGACGACAGGUGCAGUCGCUAGAAUUCGUGUUUCCAGUUAGGUAUAUCUAUUUGUAUUAGUUUGGCUCCCUGUCUUGGGAAGGAUCGGAGAGAAUUCGUCUUUCCGGUGCAUUGUGAGGAUCAUUGGAGAGGCCGGCUAUGUGAAGUUGCGUGUCUGGAGUUGGUUUUUGAUGCUUUUCGGAAUCCAUAAUUAGGUUUGUGGGGCUGUGGUUACCUUAUUUGAAAAGCCCUCCAAUUGACACGUUUUCCCUCGGUUUCUGGAGAAAGAUAGUUUUUUUUCUCUACAGAGAAAGAAUUUGCUUCUGUGGGAGGAGCAGGCCUUACUGAUUUUAGGUUUACAAAGAAGUGCGGCUCAUUGUCAGAAGGAAUUGAGAUGAUAAUGUAGGACUGCAUUAAGGUCGGAGAUUACGUCAUUUGCAAGGCAUCUCUAGGUGUGCAGAAGAAAGCAGGCGCUGUGGGAAUACAUCUGGGCGGAAGGUUAUGAACGGGGAGCAGAUAGUGGGGACUAGGGUUGGAUCAAGUGCAGAGGAGAAGGGAGUAUGACAAUUAGGUUAUUCCUUCGGUGACCCAGGAUACUCGGUAAAAGCGUCUCAUUUCCAGGCCAGCACGGUUUAUUUGAGUUCUUAACUAGCUGGCAAGAUGGACCUGACCUCCAUUCAAGAGGUAUUCGAUCGUGUGGCUAAGAAACAGAAGCUGUGUUGCUCCAAGACACAAGAGGUAAUUGACCGAACACUUCACGAAUUCGAGGCAGCUGUAGAACAUUUGGAUGUGACUGUAGAUCGCUCACCUGAAUUUCGCAAAGGAAUACUCACGGACCUUCAACUAAAAUUGACCGAAAUUGCUCCCGUCAACCAGGUAGGAGCUUUACAGAAAGAGCUCAACACAACUGUUAGCAAAUAUGGAAAAAUGGUGGACAAGGCUUUCAACCCAGACAUUGCCAAAGCGUACAGAGAGGUUGAAUCUGAUAGCCAUUUGAUCAACCAAAUCAUAGUUCAGCAUUUCUAUCGCAUGGGGCUGUUUGAAUCAGGCGAUUGCUUUGCCAAGGAAUCACAAGAACCUAAUGCAGCUGCAGCGUUGAAGGUUCCCUUCUAUGAAAUGUAUCAAAAUUUGGGGCAUCUUCGCGAGAAGAAUGUGGAGCCUGCGCUGAGUUGGGCAAGGAGGAAUCGACAGGCCUUGGAGGCCAAGGGAUCUUCAUUGGAGUUUCGAUUGCAUCAACUACAGUUUCUUCACGUGCUUAGGACCAAAGGGCGCAUUGAAGCGCUGGAGUAUGCGAAACUGAACUUCACUCCUUUUGCUGCUGAGCACAUGUCCGACAUCCAAAGGCUGAUGGCUUGUCUCCUUUGGGCUAACCGAUUGGAAUGCUCUCCAUACAAAGACCUACUCUCUCCAUCUCAGUGGGAUAAAGUUGCCUUGGAGUUCACAAGGGAGUCCUGCAAUCUCUUGGGUCAGCCAUACGAAAGUCCACUCUACGUGACUCUUUCCGCCGGAUCCCAAGCCUUGUCGUCCCUGCUGAAGCUCGCAACUGUCAUGUCUUCCAAGAAACAGGAAUGGGCAGCUCUGAAACAGAUGCCAGUCGAAAUCGAGCUAGAUAAUUCAUUUCAGUUCCACUCAGUGUUCGCGUGCCCUGUUUCGCGAGAGCAGAGCACAGCCGACAACCCUCCAAUGCUUAUGCGCUGCGGCCACGUUCUUUGCAAACAGUCUAUCCAAAAGCUUACCAAAAGCAAUUCAAGAAUGUUCAAGUGCCCCUAUUGCCCUUUCGAGACGUCAGCCAGCCAAUGUCGGCAAAUCUACUUCUGAUGAGAAGGCUAGAAUGAGCACUAAAUAUUGUGUUGAGGUGCUCUAGUACAUUUGUUGCAAAGAAGGGGGUGAUAGGCGAGGUUCAAGAAUGCCAGUAGUUGAAUCGUUGUACAGAAGUUCGUAAGGAUCCAUUGCAAGCUUAGCAGUUGUAUGGUAGAUAUUGAGCUCUGAUGAAUCUUGAUUGAUGCACAAUGUGUUCAGUGGAUAUGAAAUGCCUCAUUUGAUUAGUCAAUCACAGAGCUGACAAAUGAAUCAGAAUUGCUGUGUACCAGUUUAAAUUAAGCAGUUGAAAAAAUGUGUACAGAUUUGUAUAUCACAUGCACUCACAAA
Physcomitrium patens is the source of this 2751-nucleotide messenger RNA. Its product is annotated as protein RMD5 homolog. Gene Ontology annotation, biological process: proteasome-mediated ubiquitin-dependent protein catabolic process. Lineage: Eukaryota; Viridiplantae; Streptophyta; Bryopsida; Funariales; Funariaceae. The record is from RefSeq and is a predicted model, not a curated record. Gene Ontology annotation, molecular function: protein binding; ubiquitin protein ligase activity. Gene Ontology annotation, cellular component: nucleus; GID complex; cytoplasm.